UAUGUUGCGUGUGGUGUAUGUGAGGCAGCAGCAGCAGCUGGUGCACUGAUAGUGUGGUCAACACCCCACACACUUGCUACUCUUCUCCUGUAACACCAUCUGCAGUAAUGGAUAGUAAAGGCAGAAAAAUUGUUGUGUGUGACAAUGGUACUGGGUUUGUGAAAGUUGGAUAUGCGGGGAGCAAUUUUCCUGCUCACAUCAUCUUAUUAUGCCUCAAGAAUCAUCUGAUUAACACACGAGUGUGUCUGGAGAAACAAGUUCCCACUACUGAACAUUCGUCUUACAGUUUUCAGGAAAGCAUUAACAUCGAGUGGGCUCAUUUUCCUGAUCUCAUGGUGGGAGAUGAAGCCAGUAAAUUACGGUCAAUGCUGGAGGUAACAUACCCUAUGGAGAAUGGCAUUGUUAAAAAUUGGGAAGAUAUGUGCCAUGUUUGGGAUUACACUUUUGGCCCAGAAAAAAUGGGUCUGGAUCCUCGAGAAUGCAAGAUUAUGCUCACUGAGCCACCAAUGAAUCCAACAAAGAAUAGAGAGAGAAUGUUACAGAUGAUGUUUGAAAAGUAUGGGUUUGCUGGUGCUUUUGUAGCCAUUCAAGCUGUACUGACAUUAUAUGCUCAAGGCUUGCAGUCUGGUGUUGUUGUUGACUCAGGUGAUGGUGUUACACACAUUUGUCCAGUAUAUGAGGGCUUUACCCUUCCUCAGAUCAGGAGAUUAGAUAUAGCUGGCCGUGACAUUACCGUGUAUAUGAUCAAGCUCCUGUUGCUGCGAGGGUAUGCCUUUAAUCAUUCAGCAGACUUUGAGACAGUGCGCAUGAUGAAGGAGAAACUGUGCUAUGUAGGCUACAACAUUGAACAAGAACAAAAGCUUUCAACUGAGACUACUGUUCUUGUAGAGAAUUACCAGCUGCCUGAUGGGCGCAUCAUCAAGGUAAUGGUGUAAGAUGUAUUGCAGUAA
Cherax quadricarinatus is the source of this 950-nucleotide messenger RNA. The record is from RefSeq and is a predicted model, not a curated record. NCBI's taxonomy places the organism in Eukaryota, Metazoa, Arthropoda, Malacostraca, Decapoda, Parastacidae.